This is a messenger RNA of Seminavis robusta, 1572 nucleotides long. The record is from the annotation of a GenBank genome assembly. NCBI's taxonomy places the organism in Eukaryota, Bacillariophyta, Bacillariophyceae, Naviculales, Naviculaceae.
AUUCUAAAACCACGACUGACUUCACCCCCGGUUGUUGUGCUUGUGGCUCGACUGUCACUCGACUCUGUUGUUGUCCUCUGUUGGCCUUCUUGUUUCGGGUGCAUAAAGCCCAGCACUAUGUCAAGCGAAGACGAUGAAGAAUCAUCCAGCAAGGGGGAAACGGAUCCUCUCGAAACUGGCGGUGGAUGUGACAACGGAGAGCCCCCACAGACAAUGCCAUUUCAGCCGUUUGGUGGCCUGUGUAGCCUCAUUUCAUCUCAUCUGUCCUACCUUUGGUUUGCCUAUCCCGUUGCUUGUCGAUUCGUUUCAUAUGUAGUUUCCUUGGUUGUUAUGACUUUUCUGUUGGACAACAUGAUCAAUCCCACACUGAGAUUUGGUGACAUGCCAACCGACUGGGCUGCUCAGAGAGAUAUGUUGACAUUCUACCGCUAUCACGCAGAAGUUCAACAUUGGUGCUUAGGAUGUGGUAAACCCUUUUGUUCCUGCGGAGACCCACUGCUACCAGCUUCUCGUGUCGAGUCGCCCAAUUGGACCAAAGCCUUUCAAGAAAACAAGCUGCAAAUUUCCGAAUACGUGGAAAAUCAUCUUAAUGUGAGUGAUUUGGAUGUUGCCUUCAUUGGAGAAUCCGCCGUUGAAGCAAUGGGUGGACGAUGGAUGGGACUCCCAAAAGACGAAUUGAAGACUAUUGGCAACAUCUUUGAGCAUCGCUUCAGCAAAGAUAAGGGGGCUUCUGUGGAAGGCAUUACUUUGGGCCUGGCGGGUGAUUCUACCAAGAAUGUACUCUACCGAUUGAUUCAUGGCGAGAUGCCUCGUGGUUUUGAACCCAAAAUUUGGUGGGUCCACGUUGGCAUGAAUGAUCUGGCCAGGGAACAGUGUUCAGAAGAAUUAGUCGUCUUGGGCGUCUUGAGGGUUGUUGAAGAAAUCCUCAACCGGCACCCCAAAGCUAGAGUUGUGAUCAACGCCCUUCUCCCAAUGGCCGCUCUGCCCAGCGCACAGAAUGAGAUGGACUGCCGGGAUGCUACACAUAGGCACAAUCCAACCAUGGACAAAAUGAAACACAAGCAAAAGAAGUUCAAGUUCUUCCGUUUUGUGGAGCGAGAAAUGCCACUGUGGACUUCCAUCUAUGCCACUAACAAACAGCUGUUCAAAUACAGUGAACUGCAUGACCGCGUGGCAUUCUUCGAUGCCACCCAUAUCUUUGCUGAGCGUCAAUCAGACAGUCGCGGAAGGUACUUCACCCUCCUCAGUGAUUACAUAGACACCUGUGGCCAUCCUACCGAAGCUGGCUACUCCAGAUGGGAAGAUGCCAUGGUCCAUAGGAUCCAGUAUCUCCUAAGUGAACUGAGGGAGGGGAAUCCAGAGCUAUUCGUUGCCGCUCCAAAGAUGCCCGAAGAGAAGACGGGCGCUAAAGAAGCCCCAGAGAAGCCAAUGAUGGGAGCCAACGAUGGACAGGAAGCUGAUCCGCCUGUACCUGAGGCUCCCAAAGAUGAAGUUUCUGUUCAAGGCGAAACUCCACAAUGACUUGCCAUUCCUUUGGGCACCUGAACUUCGCCUGAACUUCGAUGUAUGCGG